CUUCUCUAACGUAAUCUCUUCCUCUGAGCUUUUGGUUUCUCCAUUCGAGAGGAGGUAAAGCCCGCUUUGCACCAAGAACGAGAAUUGAAGCGAAAAUGGCAGCGAUGGCUGCAUUUCAGAGUUCCAUGGCUUCUCUCUCUCUUUCACCCAGUUCCUUCUUAGGCCAACGAUUCCCGCCCUCUCUCUAUGCUGUACCGGUCAUGUCGGUUAAGAAGCCAUGUCUCAUUGUAAUGAAGCUUAAGAGAUGGGAGAGGAAGGAAUGUAAACCGAACAGCCUCCCAGUGCUCCACAAAAUGCAUGUUAAGGUGGGUGAUACAGUGAAAAUUAUCGCUGGACGUGAUAAGGGAAAAACUGGAGAGAUUACUGGGAUUUUCAGGCAUAACAGCACUGUGAUAGUAAAAGAAAUAAAUCUGAAGACAAAGCACGUGAAGAGCAGACAAGAGGGUGAGACAGGGCAGAUUAUCAAGAUUGAAGCACCCAUUCAUAGCUCAAAUGUGAUGCUUUACUCCAAAGAACAGAACGUAGCAAGCAGAGUGGGUCAUAAAAUUCUUGAGGGUGGAACUCGAGUUCGUUACCUCUUGAAAACUGGGGAAAUUAUUGACAGUGCAGAAAACUGGAAAAGAUCAACAAAAAUUAGUGAGGAAGCUGAAAAGGUGGCUUCAUAGAGCCCAGAGUUUGGAUCCCGUAUUCAAUGUAAGUAUUAGGAAUCCUCGUGCUUUCUUUAGCUGUUCUUGUUUUCUUGAUGGCAAAUAGUUUGGCCUUUGCAUCAGAUUUUGCUUUCUGAUUUAGACAGCCUCAUUCUUGUAGUUGUAAUCCUUUUGAAGUAUGUAUUUAGUUGCCCAUUUUAGUUGUCAGAAUUGUGAAUUGGGUCAGAGGCUGAAGAUUAAAGCUGGUGGGGUGUGCACUCGUAUUGUAAUUUAAGCAUCUCAGUGGUGUAUCGUGUGUGUGGGAAUCUGGGAAAUAGGAUUUUGUUAUUCCCCGUUUUUGUUGUUAUAACUGGCUUAUAUUGCAUUCAUCGGCAAGUGUACAGAAGC
Telopea speciosissima is the source of this 1034-nucleotide messenger RNA. Its product is annotated as 50S ribosomal protein L24, chloroplastic. The record is from RefSeq and is a predicted model, not a curated record. Lineage: Eukaryota; Viridiplantae; Streptophyta; Magnoliopsida; Proteales; Proteaceae. Gene Ontology annotation, molecular function: structural constituent of ribosome; RNA binding. Gene Ontology annotation, biological process: translation. Gene Ontology annotation, cellular component: ribosome; mitochondrion. The coding region runs from base 96 to 665 and encodes 189 amino acids. The transcript is spliced from 4 exons.